Molecule: messenger RNA, 3388 nt
Organism: Archocentrus centrarchus (flier cichlid)
Lineage: Eukaryota; Metazoa; Chordata; Actinopteri; Cichliformes; Cichlidae
Gene: pkn3
Product: protein kinase N3
Exons: 22
Coding region: 163-2955 (930 amino acids)
Biological process (GO): signal transduction; protein phosphorylation
Molecular function (GO): protein serine/threonine kinase activity; small GTPase binding; ATP binding
Source: RefSeq, a predicted model, not a curated record
GUGAGCGGCGGGGAGAAGUAACCGGGACCCUGCGAGCAGCUCCGGCAGACGCUGAAUUUCACAUCCCGCCGUCAGGUUACCCGAGCUGGUCGCGUCAGUGCUGCGGGAGGGUUUCACCUGCUUUCUGACCCGAAGACGUCCGGCACAGACCCGACAGCCACCAUGUCAGGGUUACCGCUGCAGACUGGGAACCUGCAGAAUCUGGAUCAGUGGGAUAUUCUUGACCCAGAGUUUCAGCAGCGCUUAGAAGAUGCUCGAACACUGCUCAGGCAGCAGAUCCAGCGGGAGCUGAAGAUCAAGGAGGCGGCCGAGAGGCUACGCCGGGCCGUCACCAACCGCAAGAGUGCGGCCGAUGUGGAGGGCCAACUUAAGGCCUCGAGCCGCAAGCUGGAGAAGUUGCACUGGGAGCUGCAGGAGCUCAAUGCGAGGUCUAUGGCCACAGAGAAAGAUGGUGCCAUGGGUCACUUAGAGGAAGAAGAAAACCAGCCAGGAGAGACGUGUCAGUGGGAAGAGGUCACACCACCGCUGGCCAGUCGAGUUAGGACGCUGAAGAAACAGCUGACCAUGGAGACCAAGGUCAAACAGGGUGCUGAGAACAUGAUCCAGACUUACACUAACGGCUCGUUUAAGGACAGGAAGAUGCUGUCUGCAGCCCAGCAGAUGUUGCAGGACAGUCGCACUAAAAUAGAGCUGCUGCGCUUGCAGAUCAUCAAAGUCAGUCAAGCCAGAGACGGAGAGCGGGAUGCCGUACAUGGCCACCCUGUGGAGAUGACCAGUCCCCUCGAGCUGCGGGUAGCUGAACUAAUUCACCACAUGAAGAUCGAAUCAGCUGUAGCAGAGGGAGCCAAAAAUGUGGUGAAGCAACUGAGCGGGCGUAAAAUCCAGGACCGCCGAAUACUCGCCGAAGCCCAGGCACGAAUGCAGGAGUCAUCUCAGAAGGUGGAUUUGUUGCGUCUCUCCUUGGAGAGACGUUUAAGUGAGCUGCCUCAUGAUCAUCCCACACGUGCUACCAUUAAAGAGGUUUUAAUGGCAGGCACCUCACCUUCUCACGGCACUCCAAAGAAACAGUCCCAGGCCCCGUCCUCUUCCUCAUCUUCAUCUUUCUUCAGACCUGCCAGUCUAACAGGUCGUUUAGAAGUGUGUUUGAUGGGCUGCCAGGACCUGUUGGAGUCAGUUCCAGGUCGUGCUCAUGAGUCCGGUGUCUUGACCACCUCUGGGAGCCUCUCAGACACAAAGUCCCUGAAGGUCCGAGCUGGCCUAUCAGUACGCAGUACUAAUGGCAAGACAGCCAAGGCUGAAGACCUGUCCUCUGAGAUAAGUGCAGUGCUGAAGGUGGACAACAGGAUCGUGGGGCGCACACACUGGAGACAGCUGGGCAAAGAGGCCUGGGGCCAGAGCUUCAGCACUGAACUGGAACGGUCCAGGGAGCUGGAAAUUGCUGUGUACCGGAGAGACUGGCGAGCGUUAAGUGGAGUGAAGUUCUUGCGGCUGGAAGACUUCCUGGAUAACCAGCGGCACGGCAUGUGUCUCCAGCUGGAGCCUCAGGGCAUCCUCUUCAUUGAGGUGACGUUUAUAAAUCCUGUCAUCGAGCGUCCCUUCAAGCUCCAAAGACAGAAGAGAAUUUUCCCUAAAGAAAAAGGGAAGGACUUCCUGCGUGCUACCCAGAUGAACAUGAACUUUGCUGCCUGGGGCCGUUUGAUGAUGAGCAUCCUGCCUCCAUGCAACUCCCUGGAGCCCAUGAGCCCUCCAUUAGCAGGCCCCAAUGCUACAUCAACCCCUCCACCAGCUCACGAACCUGCUGUAAUGAGUCUGAAUUUUGCUGAAGAACCGUCAGGCAAAUCUCCACAUCACAUCAGAAAGACCAGUAAAGACUCUCCACUGUCGUCCGAUGAGAACAAGAGCCCAAAGCCCAAAAGACAGCCCUCUGUUCAUCCACCUACACAGAAAAAUAAAGGGCUUCAGAUGGAAGACUUCAAGUGUAUUUCAGUCCUAGGGAGAGGUCACUUUGGAAAGGUGCUGCUGACUGAGUAUAAGAAGUCGGGUAAACUGUACGCCAUCAAAGCCCUGAAGAAAGGCGACAUUGUGGCGCGUGAUGAAGUUGACAGCCUCAUGUGUGAAAAGAGGAUCUUCGAAGUGAUCAACGCCUCUCGUCAUCCGUUCUUGGUGAACCUGUACGGCUGCUUCCAGACCGAAGACCACGUGUGCUUUGUGAUGGCCUACUCGCCCGGAGGAGACCUCAUGACACACAUUCACACCAGCAUCUUCAGUGAGAGUCAGGCUCGGUUUUACUCCUCAUGCGUGCUGAUGGGUCUCGAGUUUCUCCACCAAAACAAGAUAGUUUACAGGGACCUGAAGCUGGACAAUCUGUUAAUGGAUGCAGAUGGUUUCGUAAGGAUAGCAGAUUUUGGCUUGUGCAAAGAAGGAAUGGGCCACGGGGAUCGUACGUCAACAUUUUGUGGCACACCAGAGUUCCUGGCUCCAGAAGUGCUAACAGACAGCACCUACACCCGCAGUGUGGACUGGUGGGGGCUUGGGGUCCUCAUCUACGAGAUGCUGGUGGGGGAGUCUCCUUUCCCCGGUGAUGAUGAGGAAGAAGUGUUUGACAGCAUUGUCAAUGAUGAUGUGCGCUACCCUCGCUUCCUUUCUCCUGACGCUGCAGCCCUCAUUCAGAAGCUGCUGCAGAAAGAUCCUGAGCUGAGACUGGGAGCAGGAGAGGAGGACGCCUCGGAGAUCAAAAGACACAAAUUCUUUCAGGAAAUGGACUGGGAUGCUCUCCUGGCCAAGAAGGUGAAGCCGCCGUUCCUGCCGGUCAUUCGAGCGCCACAGGAUGUCAGUAACUUUGAUGAAGAAUUCACUCGGCUCAAACCAGUCCUCACGCUCCCGCGAACACCCUGCACCCUCACUGCCGAGCAACAGCAAAUCUUUGCAGACUUUGACUUCUCUUUCAUUAGUUGACCACAGGGAUUCAAACUCUGCCGUACUCACCGUGCAGCUCUUCUGACUGAGGAGCAGAAGCUGAGAAACGACAUCACCUCUGUGGCCAGUUUACUCCAGCACACUACUAAGUCCUUCAGAUAUCACUCUCUGCUUAGCUGAGAUUUGAUUUCAUCAUACAGAAGUUACUUUUAGCAGCUGUGUUUUUGCCAAAUUGAUUUUGAUGUUUUUUCAUUAAGCAUUAGGAGUAAAAUAUAUUUACUGUGUGCAACAAUGUCUCUGAAAAGUAGCACAAAAUCCAAAGUACUAACCUGUAAAUAUUUGUGAUCUUAAUGAAAAUUCAGCUGACUGCAAAAAGCACUGAAUGUACCUUUCCAUGUAUCAUUUUAAGUGUAUCUGGAACCUGUUUGUUAAAUGCUGAAAAUGGUCGAGAUGCUUACUUCUGCUAUAGAUA